CUAUAUAAAGAAAGAUUGGUGAGAGCACAUUUAACUUCAAAUAUUAGUACAUAUAGCUUCAUACUUGUAGUUUCCAAAUGGCCACUCGGAUUAUCUUAUGUGGUCUUCUAGCAUUAUCAUUAUCCAUUGCCUUAGCUACUGAUCAAAGUGCUCUUCAGGAUUUCUGUGUCGCAGACCAAUACAGCCAAGUUUUGGUGAAUGGUCUGGCCUGCAAGGAUCCGAAGAUGGCUGAAGCCAAUGAUUUCUUCUUUUCUGGACUUCACCUAGCGGGAAACACAUCAAAUGCAGUGGGGUCUAGGGUGACCCCGGUGACCGUAUCACAAAUGCCAGGACUGAACACUCUUGGCCUCUCCAUGGUGCGUGUAGACUAUGCACCGUGGGGCAUCAACCCUCCCCACACACACCCACGUGCCUCUGAAAUCUUGACAGUCUUGGAGGGCAGCCUUGAAGUUGGAUUUGUCACGUCGAACCCUGAAAACCGUCACAUCACGAAGGUGCUCCAGAAGGGUGAUGCCUUUGUCUUCCCCAUUGGACUCAUACACUACCAAAGAAAUGCAGGCUCUACAAAUGCCGUAGCUAUUGCAGCUCUAAGCAGCCAAAAUCCUGGAGUCGUCACAGUAGCCAAUGCUGUAUUUGGGUCUGUCCCGGAUAUUGCUAGUGAUGUUCUUAUGAAGGCUUUCCAAGUAGACAGGAAUGUGGUGACUUACUUGCAGUCCAAUUUUUAAACAAGUCGUUAUUGUUUAUAGUAACGCGAACAUCGAUCUGCUUGUCUCUUUGUUAUUGAUUAGAAAACUGAGUCCCAUCUGUUUUGGCAUUUAUCAAUUUAUUCUCGAAAGAUUGAUUAUUCUUUCAUUGUUGUGUGAUACACUCUAUAAAUUCCUGUAUUUAUUAU
Molecule: messenger RNA, 892 nt
Organism: Alnus glutinosa
Lineage: Eukaryota; Viridiplantae; Streptophyta; Magnoliopsida; Fagales; Betulaceae
Product: putative germin-like protein 2-1
Exons: 2
Coding region: 78-725 (215 amino acids)
Cellular component (GO): cell wall
Molecular function (GO): manganese ion binding
Source: RefSeq, a predicted model, not a curated record